AUGAGAAACUUGGUGACUCUAAAUAGAGGACAUAUAGUUCCCGAAUCAUUGACAUUUCCGGAUUUGCAUAUUGUUGAUUCCUCUUUUGAUGUUGUGACUGAUAGUAUCUCUUUUGCAUUAAGCUCGGAAGAAUCAGAUAUACUUGAGGUACAGAGGUUUAGCAAGAAUGGUGAAGUUUCGCUAUUGGCAUCUUUCCCCAUUGAAAAAUGUGAGCUAGUAUCAUUCACGCAUUUUGCUGACAGCUGUCAAUUGAUAUUUGUUUUUGGAAAUGGAGAUAUUGUACUUGCAUCGUACGAUUCUGUACAACCUGAUCCUGAUACUACGAUUGUUGAAAUAGUGGGCUCGAUUGACAAUGGGUUAUUGACUGCAAAAUGGUCUCCAGAUGAAGAAAUUUUGGCUUUGCUAACUUCUGAUCUUAAGCUAGUUUUAAUUUCAAGAAUGUUCGAACCCAUUACUGAAAAAGUGUUGAACCCAGAUGACAUCAAGAUCAGCGAUUCAAAGCACGUUUCGGUUGGAUGGGGUAAAAAGGAAACGCAAUUUAAGGGUAGAGGUGCUAAGGCAAUUGAAAGAGAAAAAGAAGCAUUGAAACAUGCUGGCUUAGAGGUCAAAGAAGGAAUGCCAUUGAGGGACCCAACUGUAGCAGAAAUAGAGAGAGGCACGUUAUCUAGUUUCGACUUGAAAGGUGCAAAAAUUAGUUGGAGAGGAGAUUGCGAGUACUUUUCUGUAUCUACGAUUGAAAAAGUCUUGGAAGAGGACACACAAACAAGCUAUGACAGACGGGUUAUAAGGGUUUUUAACAGAGAAGGAAAUUUGGACAGUGUCAACGAAGCUGUGGAUGGUCUUGAGCACAACUUAAGCUGGAAGCCUCAAGGUUCCUUGAUUGCUUCCACCCAAAGAUCGAUUGAUGAUGAAGGUGAUGAGGUUCUCGACUUGAUCUUUUACGAGAGAAAUGGAUUGAGACAUGGGCAGUUCAAUACUCGAUUAGACCCCACUAGUGCAAUAAUAUAUGAUCUAGCUUGGUCUUCCGAUAGUGAAAUUUUGGCAUUUCAGUUGCAUGAUAAAGUACAGCUCUGGACUUCAAAAAAUUAUCAUUGGUACUUAAAGCAAGAAAUUAACCUAAAAAACCAGAUAAAGUUUAUGAAAUUCCAUCCAGAGAAGCCAUUAACAUUGAUGAUAGGGACUAAGAGCAGUGGUAUUUAUAUUAUAGAUUUGGCUUAUAAAACUGCAACGGGACCAACUGCGAUCGGCUAUGAUUAUGGCAUGACUUUGGUCGUUGAUGGAUCAACCUGUAAUAUCACCCCAUUAUCAAUAGCCAAUGUCCCUCCACCUAUAGCAUACAGGGAAUUAGAUAUAGCUUCGAAUAUCCUUGACUUGGCUGUCAAUAAGUCGAAUGAAUUAUAUGCCAUUCUCACAGCUGAUGAUGAAAUUGAAUUGGCUAGCUUGAGCUUGGAUGACAUGAAGAAUGGAAAGAGCCCUCAAAUUUUUGGCCAAAUCAAGAGCAAUAUAAUUUUAAACAACUCUGAAUAUUGCAAACAAAUAGCCUUUUUUGCGGAUGAUAUUGUGGCGUUUAUCGUUGAUGGUGACACAUAUUCUAAGGUAAUGUUUUAUAAAGUGAGUACAGAACCUUAUCAUAUGGAUUCGAUGUUGAUGACUCCAAAAGUUACCAAAAUAAAACCUAGCCAAGAUUACGAGCUGUUAGGUUUAGAAACUAUGGAUGGUUCAAUCUACGUUAUAGAUAAAGAUUUAGAGAAGCAAUUAACUUUCAAAUUCCCUCAGAUAUGUUAUGAUUUUGAAGUUAUGAAGUCCUUUAAAGAUAGUUCUUGGAUUGUCUUUGGAUUGUCUUUGAAUGGAAAGCUUUUUUCUAAUGGUGAACAAAUCGCAACAGGCGUCACUUCUCUAAAGGCUACUGAAUCGCAUUUGUUGUUUACCAACGUACAUUCCCAACUUUGCUUCAUCCACUUGAACUCAAGCCAGGAUCUAGAAUACUCUAUAUACCAGAAUAACGCAACUGGAGAAGGGUUAGAUGAGAGAAUAAGACAGAUUGAAAGAGGUUCUAUUAUUAUCAAUUGUAUGCCCUCUAAGUAUUCAGUUGUCUUACAAGCCCCUAGAGGGAACUUGGAAACGAUUUUCCCGAGAAUAAUGGUCCUCAAUGCUGUACGAAAAUUUAUCAGAAACAAAAAUUAUAAGGACGCCUUUUUCACCUGUAGGACUCAUAGGAUUGACUUGGAUAUUUUGCAUGAUUAUGACCCAGAACUUUUCUUUAAUAAUCUUGAGCUUUUUGUCAAUCAAAUUCGAGAAGUUGAUCAUCUAGACUUAUUUCUUUCUUGUCUUCAUGACGAGGAUGUCGUUAAAAGUAAAUAUAAGGACACGCUCACUGAUUCCUUGGCGAAAGAUGUGGAAGGCAUCGAUUUAACAGAGAGACAACAAGCUAUACCAACAGAGCAUGAAAAUACCAAUAAGCGGUUUGUCAAGAACAAAGAACUCAUCGCACCAAGCUCUAAGAUCAAUAAGAUCUGCAAUGGUAUUUUGUCAAUAUUAUUAAAACCGCAGUAUUUCAAAACGUAUUUGCAGACCAUAAUCACAGCGUAUGCUUGCGAAAAGCCUCCUAAUUUAGAGGAAGCUUUGAAACUAGUGGGGUCUUUUGAUGACGAUGCACAGACUGAGCUGGCGGUGACACGUCUUUGCUUCUUACAAGAUGUAAAUAAGGUUUACAAUACGGCAUUAGGAUUAUAUGACGUCAAAUUAGCCUUAAGCAUUGCACAACAAUCUCAGAAAGAUCCAAAAGAAUAUUUACCCUUUUUACAGAAUCUACAUGUUCAAGAACCCUUGCGAAAGAAAUUUCUUAUUGACGAUUAUUUAAAGAACUAUGAGCAAGCUAUGAGAUGGCUUUUCGAAAUGGGAAAAGGCUCCCACAAAGAGUUUGACCAAUAUAUGGAAGAACAUGCUUUAUAUAAGGAGGGUCUUUCCUUAUAUAGAUAUGAUGAGGAACGGUUCAAUGAGAUUCUACUUUCUUUUGCUAGCCAUUUGCAUAAUACCAAAGAAUACGCAGACUCGGCCUUAGCAUAUGAAUUCUUGAACGAAAGCAGAUAUGCGAUGGAGAAUUACAUUCUAGCAAAAAGAUGGAGAGAAGCACUUUCACUUGCAUCAGAAUCAAAAGAAUUGGUCAAAGCUGCUGAAGAUUUAGUUUCUUCCUUGACCGCCGACCAUAGGUAUGUGGAGGCGGCCGAGAUUCAAAGUUAUAUUCUUAAAGAUGUUAGGGAAGCUGUAGGGUUAUAUUGUAAGGAAUAUCACUAUGAUGAUGCAAUAUUGUUGGCCAGACGUGAAAACCAGACUGAGCUUAUAGAAAGUGUGGUUGACGAGCUGUUAGGUGAAGGAUUUGGAACAAUUGCUGAGCUUUUAGCUGAUUGUAGUGGUCAACUUAAAUCGCAAUUAAAUAGAUUAAGGGAACUCAGGUCGAAGAAGUUAGAUGAUCCAAAUCUUUUCUAUGGAGGAAUUGACGAUUCUGAUGCACCGGAUAAUGUUUCAAUUGCACCUUCGGAGACAUCUACUGCUCCUUCUUUCUUCACUAGGUAUACCGGAAAGACAGCAGGGACUGCAAAAACUGGUGCUUCACGUCGAACUUCGAAAAACCGUAAGAGAGAAGAACGAAAGAAGGCUAAAGGUAGAAAAGGAACCAUUUAUGAAGAAGAAUAUCUUGUCAAGUCCGUAGGAAGGCUCAUUGAGAGAUUAGAUCAAACUCAACCAGAUGCAGUGAGAUUGAUAGAGGGUCUUUUAAGAAGAAAUAAAAAGGAACAAGCAUACCAAUUACAAAAGAAUUGGGUGGUUCUCUUGCAAGAACUUCGAGCAAAUAUCGAUGAAAUAUACAAUAUUAGUGAAAAAGACAGAGAAAGAUAUGACGAUAACGGAGAAAUCUAUCAUAUAGAGGAAAUACCAACUCCAAAAAUUAAAGACUUCCCGAUCAAAGGUAUCUUGGAUUAUUAG
Messenger RNA from Priceomyces carsonii, 3981 nucleotides. RefSeq names its product Elongator subunit. The coding region runs from base 1 to 3981 and encodes 1326 amino acids. The transcript has a single exon. Gene Ontology annotation, biological process: tRNA wobble base 5-methoxycarbonylmethyl-2-thiouridinylation. Lineage: Eukaryota; Fungi; Ascomycota; Pichiomycetes; Serinales; Debaryomycetaceae. Gene Ontology annotation, molecular function: protein binding; tRNA binding. Gene Ontology annotation, cellular component: elongator holoenzyme complex; cytosol. The record is from RefSeq and is a predicted model, not a curated record.